AUGGAUGCAGAUGAGGCUCUGGCUCGGGCCCUGCAGCUAGAGGAGGAGGCCGCGCUGGCCGCGCAGCAGCGCCAGGCUGCGGCCCACCACCUGCGCGGCGCCGCCGCCGCCACCGCCGCCUUUUCGCAGCAGGUGGAGGGCACUCUAGCCAAGGUGCUGGGGUAUGAGGAUGAGCUGGCGCAGGCCAUGGCCCUCAGCGUGAUGCCGCUGCCCCGGCUGGAGGCAUCCGCGGACGAGGCGUGCGCCGUGAGCACCGCCAUGGGCGAGCAGCCGCCGCUGAAUCGGCGGGACGCGCUGGCCUUCGAGCUGCUGUCCUGGUUCAAGCAAGACUUCUUCCGAUGGGUCAGCGCCCCGCCCUGCGCCGCCUGCGGCGCCGCCAAUACGCACAGCACGGGCGCGGUGGCGCCCACGGCAGAGGAGGCAGCCCACAAGGCGGGGCGCACGGAGCUCUUCCGCUGCGGGCAGUGCGGCGCCGCCACUCGAUUCCCGCGGUACAACGACCCAGUGAAGCUGCUGGAGACCCGGCGGGGACGGUGCGGCGAGUGGGCCAACUGCUUCACGCUGGCUGCAGGGCUGGAGGCGCGCCUGACCAUGGACUGGGAGGACCACAUCUGGGCCGAGUGCUGGUCGCCCUCUCAGCGCAGGUGGAUGCAUCUGGACCCUUGUGAGGCGGCGGCAGACAAGCCGCUGCUGUAUGAGGCGGGGUGGGGCAAGCGGCUGAGCUACGUCGUGGCGGUGGGGCGGCACGGGGUGGCGGAUGUCACGCGGCGGUACACGACGCAGUACGAUGAGAGCAGGCGGCAGCUGGUGAGCGAGGGGUGGCUGGCUGGCUACCUGCGCCACGUCACCGGCCGCCUGCGCGCCGGCCUGUCGCCCGAGCUGCGCCGGGAGCUGGAGCAGCGGGACGAGCUGGACCGCCGGCAGCUGCUCAGCAGCGGUACUGCAGCAGCCGAGGAGGUCGCCCUGCCUGCGCGGCAGACGGGUGACGCGGCCUGGCUGGCGGCGCGGGGCGAGGACGGCAGCGGCGUGGCUCGAGCCAGCGGCGGCACUGGCGCUGGCGGCGCUGCCGCGGUGAAGCCCCCCGGCACGCGGUACCGGCUGGCCAAGGACGAGCACCUGGCUGCGGCCAGCCCUCGGCGCCUGUGCGGCGGCGCGGUGCGGGCCUCGGGCGAGAACGCUCCCGGGGAGGCGGCGCAGCGCGCGUUUGACGGCAGCCCCACCACCAAGUGGCUGGACUUCGGCAAGGAGGGGGCGUGGCUGGAGUACCGGCUGCCGGCGGAGCAGCCGCAGGCGGUCCUGGCGGCCUAUGCGCUCACUUCUGCCAACGACAGCCCCGAGCGCGACCCCCGCCACGUCAUGCUGGAGGCUUGGGACAAAGGCAGGGGCGCCUGGGUCAUGCUGGAUGAGCAGCGCAGCCUGAGCUUCCCGCAGCGCCACCACCGCCUGGUGCUGCGCGUCAGCGGCUGCGUCAGCGGGGCGACGCCCUCCCGCCGCUUCCGCCUGAGGGUGCUGGCUGUUGCUGACCCCGCCGCCGCAAACUCGGUGCAGCUUGCCUGCCUAGAUCUUUAUGUGCUGAAGCGGGUGGAGCAGGCGCAGCAGCAGCAGCAGGCAGAGGAGCAGGCGCAGCCGCAGCCGCAGGCAGCAGAGGCAGCAGAGCAGCAGCAGCAGACGGCCAAUGGCACCACGGCCGCUGCCGGCGAGCCCGCGCAGCAGCCAAAGGGCGGAGAGCCGGCUGUGGAGCGCCUGGCUGCGCUGCAGUUGCAGGAAGAGCAGCAGGCGCAGCAGCAGCAGGUCGAGCUACAAGAGCCACCAGACCCAGCAGCACCUGCAGCACCUGCCCCUUCACUGGCGCCACCCAGCGACAGCAGCAGCCCUGCUGGAGAGGCCGGCAACCCCUGGGCUGCGCUGUUUCAAGGGGGGUCGCCAACCUGA
Molecule: messenger RNA, 1932 nt
Organism: Chlorella variabilis
Lineage: Eukaryota; Viridiplantae; Chlorophyta; Trebouxiophyceae; Chlorellales; Chlorellaceae
Exons: 10
Coding region: 1-1932 (643 amino acids)
Biological process (GO): glycoprotein catabolic process; protein deglycosylation; protein quality control for misfolded or incompletely synthesized proteins
Cellular component (GO): nucleus; cytosol
Molecular function (GO): peptide-N4-(N-acetyl-beta-glucosaminyl)asparagine amidase activity
Source: RefSeq, a predicted model, not a curated record